This is a messenger RNA of Clarias gariepinus (North African catfish), 1839 nucleotides long. RefSeq names its product TNF superfamily member 10 (gene tnfsf10). The coding region runs from base 79 to 963 and encodes 294 amino acids. The record is from RefSeq and is a predicted model, not a curated record. The transcript is spliced from 5 exons. Gene Ontology annotation, molecular function: tumor necrosis factor receptor binding. Gene Ontology annotation, biological process: immune response. Gene Ontology annotation, cellular component: membrane. NCBI's taxonomy places the organism in Eukaryota, Metazoa, Chordata, Actinopteri, Siluriformes, Clariidae.
CUCUCACACACACACACACUGGAGAGCUGGAGCUUUUUGUCUCGCGCUGUCGGUCGGUCGGUCUGUCUGUCGGUCACCAUGUCGAGCUCGCGCACGCUGCAGUGUGUCGGUGUCCUGCUGCUCGCCGCCGUCCUGCUGCAGACCAUCGCCGUGGCCGUGUCCUUCAUCUACUUCAGCAGCGUCCUGAGCACGAUGAAGGAGACGUUCUCCAAAAGCAGUGUGUCGUGUCUGAUGCGCUCGAACUUGCGGGCGCUGAAAGGUUCUGACCCGAGCAGCUCGGAGGGAAAGGACGAUCCCUGCUGGCAGGUCACACAGCAGUUCCACUUCCUCAUCGAGAAGUCGAUGUCUAAUCGCUACCAGGAUGAGAUCAACUCCGCGGUAAAAGACGAAGUGUCCCGAGUUCUUCCCACGCUGGUGGUGCAGGACCAGGACGCUCUCCCACGGCCCAAGAUCGCCGGCCACGUCACGGGCAGUUACACACCAGACUCGGACAAGGAUGUGGGAGGUGCCUCCAACAGGAAGGUGUACGGCCAAAAAAUCCAGUCGUGGGAAUCCGAGAAAGGCCUGGCCUUCCUCCAGAACGUGGAACUGAGCGACGGAGAGCUGGUGGUGCCACAGGCCGGUCUCUACUACAUCUACUCUCAGACGUAUUUCAAGCACACGCUCAUAGAGGAUGAGGAGGAAGAGGAGGACCACGAGGAAGACGAGGGCGCGGCCAGGGGAAAGCCCAUGCUGCAGUACAUAUAUAAGAAAGUGGGUUCUUAUCCGGUGCCCAUCCUGCUGAUGAAGAACGCCAGGACGACCUGCUGGUCCCGGGACGCUGAAUUCGGACUCUACUCCAUCUACCAGGCGGGACUUUUCCAGCUCGGAGGCGGAGACCGACUGUUUGUGACCGUCAGUAACGUGAGCUCCAUCGAGAUGGACGAGAAGUCCAGCUUUUUUGGUGCUUUCUUGGUCAGUUAAGUCCAGUGGGCUACAGGACCAGGAGGUUCUUUAACUCUUAAUGCUUCCUGAGUGUCAGGCGAGCGUCAGACUGUUUUUUUUAUUGUUUUUGUUUUUCUCACCGAGCUCUCUAUGGAACGCUGCCAGGGAUCAGAUUGCCUGUAUAUGUGCGCUGAGUGACGUCACCUCACUCGCUCUGAUGAGAUCUCUGACAUCUGAGUGAAUUUCACUCGGCAGAUUUGCUGAAGGACAAAAUUAAAACACAUCAGGAGUCGGAGCAGAAGCUGAAUUUCAUCUGCUCGGGACGCAGGAACAGAAGAACGCUCAGCAGGUCGAUGGACACUUUCCCAUCCUGCAGAACGGCAGACGGCGCGCGAGCGUCCCGCACUGAGAAGGACUUUACAUCGUGACCUUAAAGGACGAGACGAUAUUUUAUAUCAGGCUGAGAAAAGCUUCUGUUUCUGCUCGGACAGCGACGUAUCGUAGACCCGUGAUGUGGUUUAGUAUCUGUAAGACCGAUGAAUUCAGAAGCAGGACAAAGACUCGUGAGGAAGCUUCUGGAAAGCAACAGCUCGGAUUUCUUCUUUACUUCCUGACACGUCUAUCACACCAGGCUCAUUCGUUAGAGCUUUUAACAAUGGACAUGGACACAGCGGCUUUACAGGAGUGUAUAAGUUCUGCAUCAUCACUGCUUUGAUGUUUAUUUAUAAGUAAAUCUAAAGAAAAUGGUGACACUGAGUGUGUGUGUGUGUGUGUGUUAGAGCGCUGAGGGAAUUUCUCCAAAUCAGAAAUUGUAAAAGUUUAAACUGAGAAAUCAGCUUGUGUAAAUUUAUGAAUAGUUUUGUACGACAGAAUUUACCAAAGUGACACUGAAUAAAGUCUCAUCUCAGCUCUGGA